UCCCGCAGUCGCUCGGGAGCACGGGAACCAUCCUCUCCCUCCCGGUGGCUCCAAGGAAAUUAUCACUCCAAAGCCAUCGCGCCUAAACAAACAGCCGACUGCCACAGACGACGCUGACGAUCCGCGCGUCAGUCGAUAAGAUAUAGCAUACGAAUCAACUGUCUGUAUGAAAAUGUGAGUGUGAGCCAAAGUUAUGGCCAAGUUGAACGAUUCCAAGAAAUACGAAGACGACACAACCAUGGAUGAAGACAGCGAGGAAGAGAUAGGGCGCGUAGGCCGUCUGAUGGUCUGGUUGCGCAUCAAUCCAAACCUCAUUAUGCUAAAAGUGACUCUCUUUGUGAUGUACGGAGCCACCGCAUCCCUUUUACCAUAUUUGACUAUACAUAUGCAAAGCAUAGGACUAACUGUUCCUGAAAUUUCAUUUGUGUAUUUAGCGUUACCUUUCACAACCUUCCUAAGCCCUCCGAUAACUGGGUUUUUAGUUGAUCGAUUUGGGGAGUACAAGCCUGUCGUAAUAACUGCCCUGAUUCUAAAUGCUGCUUUUCAUCAUUCCUUGCUCCUGAUACCCCACCAGGAGACGCCAGGCGUGAUGCCCUCGGCGUACGUGAUGCGACAUCCGAUCACAAACAGCGUAGAGAUUUGGUGGAGCCCAUGUCCGAGCAGGGAAUGUCCGGACGAAGAUGAAACUGUUGAUUUUGUUCUGGAUCGUUGUGUAGAUCAUUGCAAACUUACGAGACCGACCGAAAGCCCUGCUAUUGACCCAGCAGAUGACAAAGAUGACCUAGAUUUUCAUAUAAGCCAAAAGAUUCGCCCUCCAAAUCUAUCAAACAGCAGCCAUCAAAACAUGACGGAGGAUGAUGAAGAUUAUAACGAUGCAGCAUACUUCCUCAUCGCGUUACAUGAUGAUUUAGGUGAACCCAAGGAGCAACUUGGAAUUGAAAUGGAGCGAGAUGAAAAUGAUCCAGUAACAGAUUUUAGAUCAAGAUUUGGCGAGAAACUACUUAUAGCUCAGGGCGUGAACAUAACCGCUCUCGACAAAGAAGACUUGAGAUGCGGAGGGCAAGUAAUGCUGCAUAAUAUGACAAAAUUGUCGCAACAGCGAUUAGAAUUAUUAUCCGCUGAUUGCAUGGUUCAGAAAUGUGAUUUCAGAAGAGGCGGUCCGGAUAUAUGCCCACCAGAUUACAAGGAAAGUGACGAUAAGACAUUUUACAUCUACUUUUUCCUACGGUUCAUGGGCACGAUUAUGUUGUCUGCUGGGGUCACUAUCAUGGAUCCUAUAGCUCUAACUAUGAUUCAAAAGUACGGUGGCGAUUUCGGCAGAGAAAGAUUAUUUUCAAGUAUUGGCAUGGCAAUAUUCUCUCCUAUCACGGGUAUGCUUAUAGAUAUGAGGAGCAAACAAGUUAAUUACACCGACUAUUCAGCUGCCUUUUACACGUACGACGUGUUACUCCUGAUAUCAGCUAUAACUGUAGCGGUCAUGCCUCUCGGCGCCAAACUACCUGCUGAUAAUUUACUACGGGACUUAGUAAACAUUAUCAAAAUGCCCCACAUUAUAGUUUUCAUAUUUUUCCUCUUCGCGUUGGGAAAUUUUUGGGGAUUCAUUGAAUCGUAUUUAUUUAUAUAUCUUAAGGAAUUAGGAGCGCCAAAUUUUUUGCUAGGUAUAACCGUGACCGUGGGUACUCUGAGCAGCAUCCCGUUCCUAUACGGAGCGGAUGCCAUCACCGCCCGCAUAGGACAUGUCAACGUCAUCAUUGUAGCAUUUUUCUCCCACGCUGCUAGACUGGUUGGCUACUCGUUCAUCGAAAACUCCUGGUGGUGUUUUCCGUUUGAAGCCAUGGAAUCUCUGUCAGUGCAUCUGAUGUGGGUAGCUGCUGCCACAUACUGUGCUAUGUUGGCGCCGAAGAGUUUACUAGCGACCUUGAUUGGAGUCCUCGGAAUGGCGCAUUUUAGUUUAGGAAGGGGUAGUGGCAGUUUUGGAGGUGGUCUUCUCAUCGCCCAGUUAGGAACUAGGGAGGCUUUCCGUUAUAUGGGGCUCAUGGCUUUUCUGGGAGGAGUCUUGUAUGGCCUUCUUCACUACUUUUGGCUGAGGAAAAUAUCUAUGACUGGCAUUGAAGAUGCUUGCGAUCCUGACACGGAAAGCGGAGAAGGAGAUAAAUUAAACGGAGAGCCAUUACGCAAAGAUGCAGAAACAAUGAUAUCCAUAGAAAGACUUCAUAUGAUUACCAGGUUCAAUCCUUUGGGCUCUCUUCAUUCUUUACCGAGAGGUUCUCGGUCUAGGUUUUCGCAAGGUGAUAUAAACGAAAUCAGAAGUCGCAGUGGUAGUAACGCUCAAAGAAGAGGUAGCAACUAUGAAGGUUCCGCCUCCAAGGUUGAUCUGCUGAGGUCUGCGAUUGAAAUAAGCCAUCAGAAUACCAAAGGGCAUAUCUCGAACCCAGUUCUGUCUAUAGCUACUAGACCUACAAAUUAUAAGCAAGCACACAGUGCCCCAAAACUGGCUUUGGUUGGUCUACCUCAAAGAAACAACAUAUCUCAGCCAGUCCUAUCAGAAUUUGAUCCUCGUCGAAGGGAUUCUAUUCCUGAAGAAGCUGAAGAGGACCGUUUAGCAGUAACAGCUAAAGCACCAGCUAAAACAAAGAGCUACGAUCUCCCACCGCCACCUACUUAUGAUGAAGCUACUGGUGAACACAGGAAAAGUUGGCAUUCAGAUGAUAGCACCCCAGCUUAAGAUGAUGGUGAUGAUUGUAUAUAAAUAGUGACUGGAAAUCAAAUGCUUAAAAGUAUCGUUAAUUCGCGCGAGGAGAUGUUAAAUUAUUAGCAUGAAUGAAGAUAAAUACUACGAUUAAAGAUAUUUAUAAACUUGGAAAAUACAUUUAUAUAAACAUCAAUCCAGUACAAAUUGUACAAGAAUUUAAAGAAUUUUUUUCAUCAUACACUGUAUGUUCAUUGGGAUUGUCUUGUAUCUCUGGAAUCUAUGCUUAAAAUAUUUCUACUGCCUGAAACUGAUGAAUAAAAUUUUUGAUCGAAAAUCAUUCUGUAAAGGCUUUAAUUUAUAUAAGGUUAACUUAGAUUUAAUGAGAAUAUUGUAAUUAUUGUUAUGGUCCCAUUCGUAAUUCGUCUUAAUUGUGUUAGUUGUAAUAAAACAUUUGUUAUUUCAUUAA
This is a messenger RNA of Amyelois transitella, 3158 nucleotides long. RefSeq lists its product as uncharacterized. The transcript is spliced from 13 exons. The record is from RefSeq and is a predicted model, not a curated record. NCBI's taxonomy places the organism in Eukaryota, Metazoa, Arthropoda, Insecta, Lepidoptera, Pyralidae. Gene Ontology annotation, cellular component: membrane. Bases 194 to 2725 code for a protein of 843 amino acids.